This is a messenger RNA of Trichoderma gamsii, 1215 nucleotides long. RefSeq lists its product as hypothetical. Bases 1 to 1215 code for a protein of 404 amino acids. The record is from RefSeq and is a predicted model, not a curated record. Lineage: Eukaryota; Fungi; Ascomycota; Sordariomycetes; Hypocreales; Hypocreaceae. The transcript has 8 exons.
AUGCCUCAAGAGACCACACCAAGAUCGGCUGCGCCAUGGAUCGUUUCGGCGGCUGCUGCAGCCUUUGCAAUUGGUGUCGCGACAUCGCCUGAUAGCAUAAAGAACAUCCUAUUUGACAUCCAGGAUGCAAUUGUGACAUAUAAAGGUGGAAACGUUCCUCAGAUAUUUAUUCCACCGGGCUCUACGUUAGAGAGCUUAAAGGAACGGCCAUUUCACGUCCACCACCCUGACUUUUUGAAGAUUUUGGGCAACAGCCCGACCCUCACACUCAUCGCUGAUGCAGGCACGGAUCCUCUGUUCCAUGAAGCUGUAGUUUGGUACCCCCCUACGGAUGAGGUUUUCAUUGCACAGAGUGCUGGACCUUUAUCUGCUGGAACUGGACUAAAAAAGUCCAGCAUGCUAUCGAAGAUAUCCCUGAGUGAAGCUAUGGCAGUAUCAAAUGAGCGAAAUGCCGUUGGCAAAGUUCAAGUUCACACUGUUCCUACCGAGCCUCCUGUAAUAAACCCCAAUGGAGGAACAAACUACAAGGGCGCGAUACUCUUCACCGGCGAGGGGAUGGGCCCGGAUGUGCCGCCCACGCUAUUUAUAGCCAAUCCAAGAGCGCCGUACAACACUUCUAUUCUCGUCAAUAAUUACUUUGGUCGCCAAUUUAACUCCCUCAAUGAUGUCUCUGUUAAUUACAGAAACAAGCAUAUAUACUUCACGGAUACAAUUUAUGGCUAUCUUCAAGACUUUCGGCCAAAACCUGGCCUCCCAAAUCAAGUAUAUCGAUUAGAUCCAGCUACCGGAGCUGUUACCGUUGUAGCAGAUGAGUUUGUGAGCUGUAAUGGCAUCACAUUUUCUCACGACGGUCGAUACGCAUAUAUAACAGAUACUGGUGCAUCCAAAGCAUUUUAUGGCUUCGAUAACACGGGCGCCUCGACGAUAUAUCGUUAUACGGUCGCAAGAGAUGGAACUUUUGAGCAUCGAAAAUUGUUUGCAUAUGCUGCAGUCGGUUUUGUGGACGGAAUUCACUGUGAUUCUGAGGGCAAUGUGUAUGCCGGCGUCGGUGAUGGAGUACAUGUGUGGAAUCCUUCGGGGACUUUGCUGGGCAAAAUAUUCCUCGGUGAGGCGUCUGCAAACUUUCAGUUUGCGGGCGACGGCAGAAUGGUCAUCGGGGCUGAAACACAUUUGUACUACGCAACCCUGGCCGCAAAAGGCGCACCGAUCUCGUAA